AUGACCUCCAAUAUUCCCACAGGUCGUCCUGCUCGGAGUGUGGCCGAGAUUCUAGCUCAGGACCACACUUCUCCUUUUGCACUCACCCCAUCGCUUAUCAACCUCUAUUCCAUUCUCGCUCCCGCUUGUCUCGUCGUUUGCGCAACCAACGGCUAUGAUUCGAGUCUUCUUACUGGUCUUCAAGGUGUUAAAGCCUGGAAGGAACAAUUCGGCUCGCCAAAGGGUGCGCUCCUGGGCAUCACCAGCGCGUCUUAUCCCCUCGGCGCAAUUCUUUCUACACCGUUAUCCGCCUUUAUCUCGGAUCGUUUCGGUCGUCGUCAGUCUAUCAUAAUCGGAAGUCUCAUAAUGAUCCUCGGUGUUGUUAUGCAAACCGCCAGCUCCAGCAUUGGCCUCUUCCUCGGCGGAAGGAUAGUCGUCGGAUUCGGUAUCACACUCGCCCUCGCAGCCGGCCCGGUCCUCAUCUCGGAACUCGCUCAUCCACGACAUCGAGUCUUGUUCAGCUCCCUAUACAAUACGAGUUUCUACUUGGGCGCUCUCCUGGCAGGCUGGGUUGCCUUUGGAAGCUACCGCAUCCAGAGUGCCUGGGCAUGGCGUCUUCCCACCCUUCUCCAAGCGGGACCUGCCCUCAUUCAGAUUACCUUCAUCUGGUUCCUCGACGAAUCCCCUCGAUGGCUGAUAUACAAAGACCGUGGAGAAGAGGCAUAUGAGAUCCUGGUAAAGAACCACGGAAACGGGGAUUGGAAUGAUCCUCUCGUGCAGGCUCAGUUUUGGGAGAUGAACGAGACUCUCAAAGCUGAACGAGCUGUCAAGGAACAGGGCUUGAAGCUCUUCAUCGCUACACCAGGCAAUCGGAAGCGACUGUUCCUUCUUAUCACUCUGGCUGUUUUCGGACAAUGGAGCGGCAACGGCCUUGUGUCAUACUACCUCACCAAGAUUUUGACCAGCAUCGGCAUUGUAACCCAGCAUGACCAAACCAUGCUAACGGGUACAAUCAGCACUGUCAACUAUGCCACUGCACUAUUCGCCGCCGUUCUGUCUACCAAGGUUGGCCGUCGAACGAUGUUUGUUGGUGGCGGUAUAGCCAUGUUUGUGACCUUCUCUGCUCUCACGGCGAGCAUCGCUGUGUACAACGAGAAUGGUUCAAAGGCAGCGAGCAAGUCAGCGCUUGCUUUCAUCUUCAUCUACUACGCGUCCUUCAACAUGUGCCUGAACCCACUGCUGUUCGCAUAUCCCACCGAGAUCUUGCCCUUCAGGCUUCGAGCAAUGGGUCUGAGUAUCCUUCUGUUCGCGAACAAGGCUGCUUUGUUCUUCAACCAAUUUGUUAACCCCGUUGGGAUGGACGACUUGGGAUGGAAGUAUUACCUCGUUUAUGUGGUUUGGCUGUUGGUAGAAGUGCUCGUCUUCUGGUUCUUCUACCCCGAGACGAAGGGUUUUACUUUGGAAAAGGUUCAGGAGGUGUUUGGGGACGGCGUGGAUCUUGAUGGCCCAGAAGAGAAGGGAAAGCUAGGGGGAGCUUUUGGUGUCCAUGAGAUGAACGAUGAGGACAGCGCACAUGUUGAAAAGGUUACUGAGGUCAAGUCUCUGACGGCCCAGUGA
Fusarium keratoplasticum is the source of this 1596-nucleotide messenger RNA. Its product is annotated as MFS domain-containing protein. The transcript has a single exon. The record is from RefSeq and is a predicted model, not a curated record. Lineage: Eukaryota; Fungi; Ascomycota; Sordariomycetes; Hypocreales; Nectriaceae. Gene Ontology annotation, molecular function: carbohydrate:proton symporter activity. Bases 1 to 1596 code for a protein of 531 amino acids. Gene Ontology annotation, cellular component: membrane. Gene Ontology annotation, biological process: carbohydrate transport; transmembrane transport.